AGUUUGCUGUGCCAUCUUCUGUCUUCUUCUAAGUGGGAAAGUAAUGAAGCUGAAACUAGUACAUUCAUAUCAGCUCUUGGCUACACGUCAGCAGAUUAUUAUUGUCACUUAGUUAAAAAUAUGGUCUUUUCAUUAGUAACAGAACUCAGAGGAAAUCAGUGCAAUGGACUUAACAUAGCGGGGAGAGUUUCAGCCAGUCGUGUGAAUGCUGUGUCUCUUUUCUGUCUCCCUCUCAUUACUUUGCCUGAUGUAACUCCGCUGCUGGAAACUCUCCUGCUUUAUCAUGGAGGUGCAUCAAAAGAAGUUCUCAGUUCAGAGUUUCUGGAGGCUGUGAAUGAGGCCUUUUUAAAGAGGAAGAUCUCCCUCCCUGAAUCAGCUGUCUUCAGCCUCUGGCUUCGCCACUUACCAAGCCUUGAAAAAGCUACGUUGUAUCUGUUAGACCAGCUGACUUCCAUGCCAUUGAACUCACUGGAAGAAGUGGCCGGAGUCAUAAAAGACUCGUUACUGCCACAAGCAGCAAGCCAUCCUGCCAUUUUCAGAAUUGUUAAUGAAAUUUUCAAGAAUGCACUGCUGGAAACUGAUGGAACUUCAGAAAUUAUGACCAUAAUACAAGUGUUUACACAGCUCUUCCUUCAGGAUUUUCAGAAUGAAAACAAGCAGCAUAAAUUUCCGCUGAAGGCCUACUUCCCUUACCAUCACCAGCCUCUUGUUACAGCUUUACUCAGACGUCCAUUUGAACUGCCAACUACACACUGGUCUCAACACUUGAAACACAUUUCAGAUAUGCUCAAAGCAUUAGUAGAAGAUACAAACAUUAGUUCUCUUGACCUAUUUGAAAUAUGGGUUUUGAUUGCUCAUUUUGGAGAAUGGGUGGACAUUGCGGCAGAACAACUACUGAAGGCUGCUGUAGAACCAGAUGCUUUGCUGUGGCUGCUGGCAUUUUACUACUGUCCUCAGAAUGAAAGCCAACAAAGGACUCAAAUAAUGGUAGAAGCUCAAGCAGUCUAUAAUCAUCUAAUGAUGCUCUUCAGCUGUACAGUCCUUUCUGUCAAAGAUCUGGAAGCUGCUGUACACAGUAUAAUGGAUACAGAGCAGAGUUAUAUCUGGCAUCUUAUAACACAUCUUCUUACCAACUUUUUGCUAUUUUCUUCUGGUGGACAUAGGAUUGCCCAAGAAUUUAUUUACCACAUUACUGAGAGAACGGAUACAAGAAAAGAAGUGUGUAGCCUUCUUAUCCGUACUGCAUACAGGAUUAACCAUAAUGGCGAAGAAAACCAAAGGACUGUGAAGCUUUUGUAUGAACUUCUUAGAAAACUGACCCCGAAAGAUUAG
This is a messenger RNA of Merops nubicus (carmine bee-eater), 1332 nucleotides long. RefSeq names its product Fanconi anemia, complementation group C (gene FANCC). Lineage: Eukaryota; Metazoa; Chordata; Aves; Coraciiformes; Meropidae. The record is from RefSeq and is a predicted model, not a curated record. The transcript has 11 exons. The annotation marks the transcript as partial. Gene Ontology annotation, cellular component: Fanconi anaemia nuclear complex. Gene Ontology annotation, biological process: nucleotide-excision repair; cellular response to oxidative stress; interstrand cross-link repair.